GAAAAAAUACUCCAUUUCUCGACUAUCCUCUCACGAUCAAUUCUCUCAUCAUCUUCUUCCUGUUUCUUUCCUUCAACAAAAAUGUUUCAUUUCAAACCCUAGAAACCGUAAUUCUCGUCGAUUUCUCAAAAUUAGAGCAGAGAAUUGGGAACUAGGGUUAGGGUAUUGGGUGGAAAGUGUGAAACGGUAAUGGGAGCUACGGGUUCGAAGCUGGAGAAGGCUCUCGGUGAUCAGUUCCCCGAAGAAGAAAGAUAUUUUGGCCUAGAGAAUUUCGGAAACACUUGCUAUUGUAACAGCGUGUUGCAGGCACUCUACUUCUGUGUUCCUUUCCGAGAACAGUUAUUAGAGUAUUAUGCGAAUAACAAGAAUGUGGCAGAUUCUGAUGAAAAUCUUAUGACAUGUUUGGCAGAUCUAUUUACUCAGAUUAGCUCUCAGAAGAAGAAAACUGGUGUUAUUGCUCCGAAGAGAUUUGUACAGCGAGUAAAGAAGGAAAAUGAAGCAUUUCGAAGUUACAUGCACCAGGAUGCUCACGAAUUUCUAAAUUUUUUGCUGAAUGUGCUUGUUGAUAUUCUUGAGAAAGAGUCAAAAGCUGCAAAAAGUUCCCCUGAAGCUGAUAAGUCUUCAGACAAGAUUGCAAAUGGUACAUGCGGCCCUCAAGCCAAUGGUGUUCAUAAAGAACCUCUUGUUACAUGGGUUCAUAAGAACUUUCAGGGCAUAUUGACCAAUGAAACAAGAUGUUUGCGCUGUGAGACUGUCACUGCAAGGGAUGAAACAUUCUUUGACUUGAGCCUCGACAUAGAACAAAACAGUUCGAUCACGAGCUGUCUCAAAAACUUUAGCUCAAUCGAGACUUUAAAUGCUGAGGACAAGUUCUUCUGUGACAAGUGCUGCAGUUUGCAGGAAGCCCAAAAGAUGAUGAAGAUAAAGAAGCCUCCACAUAUCCUAGUGAUUCAUCUCAAGCGAUUCAAGUACAUUGAGCAGCUUGGUCGGUAUAAGAAGCUAUCAUAUCGGGUUGUGUUUCCGAUGGAGCUCAAGCUCAGCAACUCCGUCAAUGAUGCAGACUCUGAGUAUUCACUCUUUGCCGUUGUGGUCCAUGUUGGCAGUGGGCCAAAUCAUGGCCACUAUGUGAGCCUCAUCAAGAGCCACGAUCACUGGUUGUGCUUUGACGAUGAAAAUGUUGAGAUGAUUGAUGAGGCCAUGAUGCAAACUUUCUUUGGAUCAGCACAGGAGUAUUCAAGCAAUACCGAUCACGGGUACAUCUUGUUCUAUGAGAGAACCAAUGCAAAAAGCUAAGAGAUCGAAUUUUCACCCCCCAUUGUAAUUAACUUUGAGGUGGUUGUAAUGUUUAGGGGGCAGUGGAAAUGUACAAAAUCCUCCUUUCAAAGAAAGAAUAAUAAAACAUCCGUGUGCAUGGAUGUCGAGUGUUUCUAGGAUAUUAGUAUAAAGUAUGUGCUUUGCACGUGCACAUACCUUUUUUACAUUAUAAAUUUAUUUCACAGAUAGGAAAAUGAAAGAA
Asparagus officinalis (garden asparagus) is the source of this 1516-nucleotide messenger RNA. Its product is annotated as ubiquitin carboxyl-terminal hydrolase 3-like. Gene Ontology annotation, biological process: protein deubiquitination. The transcript is spliced from 6 exons. Gene Ontology annotation, molecular function: cysteine-type endopeptidase activity; cysteine-type deubiquitinase activity. Lineage: Eukaryota; Viridiplantae; Streptophyta; Magnoliopsida; Asparagales; Asparagaceae. Gene Ontology annotation, cellular component: cytosol; nucleus. The record is from RefSeq and is a predicted model, not a curated record. Bases 190 to 1293 code for a protein of 367 amino acids.